Molecule: messenger RNA, 672 nt
Organism: Thrips palmi
Lineage: Eukaryota; Metazoa; Arthropoda; Insecta; Thysanoptera; Thripidae
Product: cuticle protein 64-like
Exons: 2
Coding region: 45-575 (176 amino acids)
Source: RefSeq, a predicted model, not a curated record
AUUUCGCUUCACCACAUCCACACCACCUCCUCCACAACAGCGAAAUGGCAUUCAAGCUGGUAGUCCUCGCUGCCCUGGUGGCCUGCGCCCAGGCUGGCCUCAUCGGCACCCCCGCCAUCUCCACCUACGCCGGCAGCUACGGCUACGGCGCCCCCCUCGGCCUAGGCUACUCCGCCCCCAUCAUCACCAAGACCGCCAUCGCCGCCCCCCUGCACUCCGGCCUCGGCUACUCCAGCCUGGGCUACUCCGGUCUCGGCUACUCCGGCCUGGGCUACUCCGCCCCCCUCAUCACCAAGACCGCCAUCGCCGCCCCCCUGCACGCCCCCAUCGCGCCCAUCGCCCCCCUGGGCUACUCCGCCCCCAUCAUCACCAAGACCGCCAUCGCCGCCCCCCUGCACUCCGGUCUCGGCUACUCCAGCCUGGGCUACUCCGGCCUGGGCUACUCCGCUCCCCUGGGCUACUCCGGACUUGGCUACUCCAAGCUGGGCUACUCUGGUCUUGGCUACUCUGGUCUGGGCUACUCUGCCCCCCUCGGCUACUCCGGCCUGGGCUACUCUGGCCUCCACCACCUGUAAAUUCAAAGACUGACUAGCUCCUCGUUAAGUGUGAAAAAUAUUUAAAAACAACAAUGGAAAUAUGAAUAAACAAAAAUAAUUUCCAUAACAACAAAAA